Molecule: messenger RNA, 2262 nt
Organism: Perkinsus marinus ATCC 50983
Lineage: Eukaryota; Perkinsozoa; Perkinsida; Perkinsidae
Exons: 18
Coding region: 1-2262 (753 amino acids)
Source: RefSeq, a predicted model, not a curated record
AUGUCCGAGUGGUCUCCUCGCGCUGAUGAGACCGGUUCAAGCGUUGACAGCGAUAACGAUUAUGAAACCUUCGUGGAUUCUCUGCGACAGCAGUCCAUCGGCGAGAACGAGAGGGUCACUGUUCCUUACGAUGGUUCCUCGAGAAAGCUUGUGUACUGCGAUUUCACCGCAUCAGGCCGUAGUGUGUCUGCCAUCGAGGAGUUCAUUACCGCCACUGUGUGCCCCACAUACGCCAACACUCACUCGCUGGCCUCCGCAACUGCACGUCAAACGAUGCACUACCGCGAAGAGGCCCGAGACAAAGUUCGCGAAUAUUUCAACUGCACUACGGAUGACUCUGUUAUUUUCUGCGGCGCUGGGGCUACAGGGGCCAUCACUAAGUUUGUCGAUAUCAUGUGCCGUAGUCGGGUCUUCGCUACUCCGACAUCACGAAAGGGACGCCGUCGUGCGGUUCUGAUAAUCGAUCCUGUUGCCCACCAUAGUUCAGUCCUGCCAUUCCGGGAAUUGGCUUUGAGAUAUCCGCUUGCCCACAUUACUCGUUCGAGAGCUGUACCGGGAUCUUUCGUCAAGCGGUUCAGCGGGGACAAGUCUGCAGAAGUUGAAGUCGAGCUAGUUACUCUCCCUCUGGAUUCAAUUAAAGGAACUGCCUCGAUAAACGGUUUGGAAGAAGUCUUGAAGAAAGUUGCGGCCUUUAAUCGUCAUCAUCAUGAUUUCGCUGUCCCCGUGGUCAUCUUGUCCGCAUGUAGCAACGUCACGGGUGCACGACUCGAUAUCCCAACUGUGUCAACUUUGAUUCAUCAAUACGACGGAAUAGCAGCAUGGGACUUGGCGGCUAUCGCUGCCCACAACAAGGUUGAUAUGAAUUCUCCUUCUCACCCUAACGGUUACAUGGACUUCGCUUUUGUAUCCCCUCAUAAGCUUCUCGGUGGCCCCGGCAGUAGCGGUCUUCUGCUGUGCAAGAAGAAGCAUCAGACCAAUGCCGUGCCCGCAGUAUGUGGUGGAGGAGUUGUUCUUUACGUUAGUCGGCGCGGCCAUCACUAUCUUGGCAAUUUGGAGGAACGAGAGGAAGCCGGCACUCCGGACAUCCUCGGGUGUAUUAGAACCGGUGCCAUUUACCACUUGCACAGAAUGGUUGGAAUAGAAAGAAUCGCUUCUUCCGAGCAGAGAAUGGCCGACCAUCUCGCCCAUAGGAUCAGAGCCCACAGCAAGGUUCAUAUUGUCGGUCCCAAGUUCUUCAAGGAUCGAUCUCACUGUGCUGGCAUCAUUUCCUUCAACGUUCUAUAUAACGAGACGGAUACUGCGGCGAAGCAUGGAUUGUAUCUGCAUUACAAUUUCGUUGGAGCUGUGUUGAACGAUGUGUUCGGAAUUCAAGCACGAGGAGGGUGCGCCUGCGCAGGUCCUUAUGGCGAGGCUCUCCUCGGCCUCAACUGCGGCAGUGCUGAAAGGUUCGAGGAAGCUCUUGAUGAUACGCGCUAUGAGAUCUUCAAGCCUGGCUUUGUCCGAGUGGGGGUACACUUCACGAUGACUCAAGAAGAAGUUGAUUUCGUUGCUGAUGCGAUACUGUGGAUAGCCGAUAAUGGCUGGAAGCUACUCCCUUCUUACACCUACAAGAUCAUGUCGGGCGAGUGGUAUCAUAUUAAGAGAGACUCGCAUCAGAUGGUGAAGAAACUAUCUGACGCGCUGAGCCCAGCCGCUUUCUUGAUCAAGCCUGAUGACAGCUCUCUCGGCAACGGGUCGACCAGACAUAGCACGGGUUCUUCGCGUCGUCUGAGCACGUCGACUACUGGAAGGCACAGUGAAGACUACGGCGAUGAGGGUUUGCACGCUGCCAUUCGUAAAGCCGAUGAGCUGUGUGCUGUUGUGGUGGACGAAGCUCGCAGAAUCAAGCUAGAGCUGCCACUGCUCGAUCCGGAAGUCGCCGACCUUCUGUGGUUCGCGCAUCCUAUUGAUACCAAGUGGUCAAUAGUCCAAUCGUUAACCACUGGUCAUACACUUGUUCCGCAAGUUUGUGUUGACCCGCAGUGCUCCGAGAUUUUCGAAGUUGCUAGUAUUCGCGGGAAGAAGCGUCUCAGGCCUGAGGAGAGUAUAUUCAAUAUUCGAUGUUGGAGUGACGGAGUGGAGCCACCAGAGGGUGCAAGAGAGGCUGCUCGUAAUCGUCAAUCAAUGGCGAAGAUGAUGUUGAAGAUGAUGUGGCUCAAAGUUACUUGCCGCGAGAAGCCUCUAGCUCCUCUCGAGAGACGCCCGAUUAUGUUUGCAAGAUAG